CUGCUGACUGCAUCUCCCGGGGUACCUUUUUUUUUUUUGUUCCUAGCAGUGGAUUUGCUGGUAAGUAACCUGCCUCUCUGCCUGGCUCUAUAUAGAGGCACCAGCUCACAGGAAUUUGAGUGGUACAGACAUCUCCAGCAGAGACUGCAGUCACCGACUAUCCCUUUGCGAUGCAGUCUCAUGACUAAGCUUUGUGCAACUACACAUCAACGUGAGUGAUAGAGAACACAAGAACGACCUCAACACAAACUGUCUAUACAACAUGUCUUCCAUGUGCCGGGCUUGUUUCAUGGCUUCUCUGUUGUGCUGUUACUGCUCCAGUGUGGCAUCAAGUAUUUCCCAUGACAAACUAAGAGAACUGAACAUGGAUUUUGCAGUGCGGCUGUACCAGACCUUAGUGACUAUGGAGAACAGAACAAACCUGGUGGUGUCGCCGAGCAGUGUCGCCAGCUCUCUGGGGUUACUGCAGUUUGGAGCCCAAGGAAAUACCUUUGCACAAAUGGAAAGCAUUCUGGGAUACAAUGUCCACGAUGACGCUGUGCAAGACUUCAUGGAAACCAUAUUCUCAGGUCUGGCCAACUCCAGCCAAGGAACAGUCAUCCGUUUGGCUUGUGCUUUAUUUGUACAAACAGGGACAAGCUUUUCCCCUCGUUUUAUUGAAUAUGCAGCUUUAUGGGCAAACAGCAGCCUUCAGCUGGCCAACUUUAGUGAGCCCGGCAGGACUACGACACAGAUAAACCAGUGGGUGAGAAGUAACACAGGUGGUGGGAUACAGAUGGUGGUGCCCUGUAAUGAGCUUGGCCCAAUGUUCACACAGAUUGCACUAGUGAGCACCAUGUCCUUCAAAAGCAUUUGGAAAACAAAGUUCUCUUUCACAGACACUCAGACCCUGCCCUUUAUCAGCCCCGAUGGAUCCACUAUCAAAGUUCCAAUGAUGCACCAAACCGCAGAUGUCAAUUAUGGUCAGUUUGAAACUCCCUCUCUGAAAGGGUUUACGGUGGUGGAGCUGCCGUACAUCGGCGAUACAGUCAGCAUGUUUGUGGUACGGCCCUCUGAUAGGAACACACCAUUGUCCUGCAUUGAGGCCAACCUGACCGCUAAAAGCAUUGCACUAUGGGCCGGCAGCAUGAAGAGAAUAAAAAUGGACAUUUUUCUGCCUAGGUUUAAAGUACAAAGCCACAGUGAUUUACGGAAUGUUUUACCAGCCCUGGGGGCAGCAGAUCUGUUUGACCCAUGGAAAGCAAAUUUUAAAGGAAUAUCAGAACAAAGCGGCCUAUACAUUUCCCAAGCCAUUCAUAAAGCAGAGAUUGAAGUGGCAGAGAGUGGUACAAGAGCAUCGGGAGUCACAGCUAUGGUAUUGCUCAAAAGAUCCCGUAUGCCUGUGUUUAAAGCCAACAGACCGUUUUUCUUUUUCUUACGACAAGCAAGUUCAGGGUCCAUACUCUUCAUUGGAAGAGUAACCAAUCCCUUAUUUUAAAAGCAAUGCACCAGUCUACAGAUUAUGUUUGGAACUAACAUUUAAGAGAAUUUAUAUUUAUUGUAUUUUUUUUUUUUUUUAAAU
Molecule: messenger RNA, 1561 nt
Organism: Xenopus laevis (African clawed frog)
Lineage: Eukaryota; Metazoa; Chordata; Amphibia; Anura; Pipidae
Gene: serpine3.S
Product: serpin peptidase inhibitor, clade E (nexin, plasminogen activator inhibitor type 1), member 3 S homeolog
Exons: 9
Coding region: 263-1477 (404 amino acids)
Source: RefSeq, a predicted model, not a curated record